CUGUUCUGUGAAAAGAGUGGGGACUGUUUCGAUUCGAUCCAUUCAUUCGUUGUUGCAUUCUGCACUGAUAAUCAGGUGCUGUCUAUCUGUCAAGAGCAUUAUUUGCAAAUCAUCGUCAAGAUUUCGUCGUCACAGCAGGAAAACUCUUCGUCGACCACCAUGGUUUGGCUACCCCUAGAAUCCAAUCCAGAUGUUAUGAACAAAUUCUUGGAAAAGAUGGGUGUUUCAUCAGCCUGGAAACUUAUAGAUGUGUUUGGCUUGGAUUCAGAGGCUUUGGCCUGGGUGCCCAGACCUGUGCUAUCUGUAAUUUUACUGUUCCCAUGCAGUGAGAAGUACUAUGAGUAUUCUCUUAUUCAGCAGAAGGAAAUUGAGCAGAAGGGUCAAGAGGUGUCUCCUGAUAUUUUCUAUAUGAAGCAAUUGAUUUCCAAUGCUUGUGGCACUAUUGCACUUAUCCAUAGCAUUGGAAACAACAUUGAUAGAUUGGAUAUAAGCAAUGAUAUUGUUAAAUCAUUGUUUGCUGACGCAAAGAAUUUGUCUCCCAUUGAAAGGGGAAAUUUACUACAAACUGCUGCCGUUGGUCGCGAUGCUUUGCAUAUCGCCAACAUGCAUCAGGAGUUAGCCAAAGAAGGUCAAACCGAAUUGAAUCCCAAUGAGCAAGUGAAUCAUCACUUCGUGACUUUCGUUCACAAGGACGGUGUUCUGUAUGAACUGGAUGGAAGAAAAGAGUUUCCUAUCAAUCAUGGGGCCACAACUCCUGAUACUCUCUUAGAGGAUGCCGCCAAGGUGUGCAAAGACUACAUCCAAAGGGAAUCCGACGACGUCAACUUCACGGUGAUGGCGUUGACCGCAGCCGAAUCUUAAGAGGAAAUCUUCGAGAAACGGGCACUCGCAUUUCUAGAUUUUGUUGAAAAUUUUCGUUCAUUCUUCGUACGGCUUCGCUGACCUACAGCCUAAAGGAGUUGAUGAUUCAUCUAAUUCAUUAAUGAUUUUUUAUAUAAAUAUAUUUAUUAAAUAGCAGAUGCACGUGCAUUCGAAUUAUUUUUAC
Nicrophorus vespilloides is the source of this 1045-nucleotide messenger RNA. RefSeq names its product ubiquitin carboxyl-terminal hydrolase (gene Uch). The transcript has 8 exons. The coding region runs from base 160 to 861 and encodes 233 amino acids. NCBI's taxonomy places the organism in Eukaryota, Metazoa, Arthropoda, Insecta, Coleoptera, Silphidae. The record is from RefSeq and is a predicted model, not a curated record. Gene Ontology annotation, molecular function: cysteine-type deubiquitinase activity. Gene Ontology annotation, biological process: protein deubiquitination; ubiquitin-dependent protein catabolic process. Gene Ontology annotation, cellular component: cytoplasm.